AUGCCAAUGAUUCCUCAACAGUGUGUGGAGCACUUUUCCGAGCGGUCAGCUACUGCACUGUUUGUGGAAGAGGCGGAUGAUGUGGCCGCAGUGCUUUCUGGUCUCCUGGAUGUCAUAACAAUCGAGGUUAAUGCAGUAGAAAGUGUAAGCAGAGCAGAAGAGACAUUCACAGAUGUGUUCCGUAAUGAUUGUGAAAAUCAAGCCAGUUGUGAAUCAAAUCCUUGUGCUGCCUCUUCAACAUCUGAACGAGAUGAUACUGCGGAAAGUGUUAUCGCGAUGAUUCUGGCAAAGCUAAACGACCCUCAAGCAAAACUGAACCGACGUGAACGGAGAGCACUUCAGAGGCAAUUGGAUAUUGCUAAGGGUGUCCAGAAACCUUACCCUAUUCCACAGUCGACAAAUGACGAUAUUGUCGUGGGAUCAGAGUUUAGUGAACUAACUCCGAUCGCUACCGGUGGAAGAAGUCGUGAAGGGGAUGAAGCUAUUAGGCAGAAAUGGCAGGAAAGAAGUAAGAGUUCGAGCAAGCGUCCCGUAGACGGGGGUGGAGAGUGCCAAGCACCAUUACCAAAAAUAGCAAAGGUUCAGAAUCUCGUUCCACCAGCUAUGAAGUCAGUUUUCAACGUCGGGACCGCAUCGAUGGUUCAGCGUGAUAGUGCAACGAAGCCAUUUGAAAGUACUCGAAUGAGCUAUGUGUGUCCGUCACUGCCGGCAAACAAUUUCUUGAAGCUGUGCAGGUUUUCGCCGUCUGGUUCAUUUAUAGCAACGACAUCUGCUGACAACAUGGCGAGGAUCUUCGAAUUGGACGAGGAACGAAAGAUGUCUCUGGUGGCGAAAAUCCCGCUCGGUGAUCCCAUUUAUGAUGCGAAUUGGCUCUGUGGAGGAGCUGAUAAACAACUCAUAGCAACCACCGCCAAGCAUCAUCCAAUACAUCUCUGGUGCAGCGACGGUGCACGAUAUGCAUCGUAUCGAGGAAUAAACCAUUUGGACGAGUUGAGUGCUGCGUAUUCCAUUGCAUUCUCAAAUGACGGUAGGCGGUUGUAUGGUGGCCACAACGCGAACAUCUGGAUAUGGGACACGGAUCGACCAGGUCGACAGCACACCACAAUCAAGACAUGGGAAAGGCAAACUGGUGGCCAAAAAUCCAUCAUCUCAUGUAUUGCAAUGAAUAAGUCAUUCGAUGGAGUGUACGCGGUGGCAACCUACAGUGGUAGUGUUGGCUUCUACUCCGAUCGCAGCAACUCCUUGGAAUGCAUGUUUUCAACAGAGUCAACGGCUAUCACCGAUAUGCACUAUUCGUACGAUGGCCAACGGCUGUAUGUUGCUCCACGCAAGGACGGUGAGAUACUGUGUUAUGAUAUGAGAAUGCCGGGCAACAUUUUAUUCAAGAUGCUACGCCCUUUUACGACAAAUCAAAGGACAUGCUUUGACGUGGAGAGGUGGGCCUUUAAUGUUUUCUCCACCCUUCAUGAGGACAAAUCACCUCUGGUAGCACUGUGCACGGGUGAACGGGUGUUCCCGAAACCAAGGAUUUCAAGGUCGAGUUCUUCGGGAUCAGAUUCUGACGACGACCGAAUAUAUCGCAAUAGACGUCAUGAUAAGGAACUGAAUAAUUCGCUGCAACUAUGGGCAUUUGAAGAGGCUGCAGUUCAAUAA
Messenger RNA from Ostertagia ostertagi, 1653 nucleotides. The record is from the annotation of a GenBank genome assembly. Lineage: Eukaryota; Metazoa; Nematoda; Chromadorea; Rhabditida; Trichostrongylidae.